CUCUGUGUUUGGUUUGCAGGACGGGCACAGAGGGGAUUUAAGCUCCAGUUGCUGAAUGCGUCGUUUGCUGGUAUCUUUUAUGAUACGUGUUAAAACAAGAUGCCAGAGAUGACUGAAAGUCAAACACCUGGUCGUAAACCCAAAAAGAAGAAAAACAAAGAAUCCCACAAUGCAGUUGAGCGACACCGAAAAGAGAAAAUCAAUGCAGGGAUUAACCGUAUUGGCAGUCUCCUGCCGUGUUCUCAAGCACUUAAACAGAGUAAAAACAUGAUAUUGGACCAAGCUUUUCGCUACAUCACUGAACUGAAGAAACAAAACGAUGCAAUGCUUUUGGAUGGAGGCGAUAAAGUGCAAGCAGAGGAGAUUAGUCGGCUGCGGCGUCAGUUGGAGGAACUGAGAAAAGAAAGCGCUCACUACAUUGAGCUCCUCAAAGCCCAUGAUAUCAAUAUUCUAGAGGACCCCACCAUCCACUGGAAGGGCAAGCAACGCUCUGCCAAAGUGGCAAAAGUCACCCCCACUCAUCAGCUCCCAAAGGGGAUUGUCUUGUGCUCCACCAGCAACGUGAAAGGACCUGCAGACAAACAGAUGAGUCCAGGAAAGCAGGCGUCUGAAACGAUAAUCCUCCAGCCACCAGCUGAGGCCAGGUUAAGAGUUAAUGGAGCCUUACUGCAAGUUAAAACACCAUCCUCCACCCCUGCUCUUCUCCCAGCUGCCACACCCAUUCCAUCUACGCCUGGUUCAAGAGCGAUAGAGCAGUGUGUGGUUGAGACACCUGCUGCAGCCCCCACUCUGCCACCUUCUGUGUCCUACAUCACCCUCCAGAUCCCUGCAGCCACUACAUCUCUGCCCCAGCAAGCACAGCCUGCUGCCCCAGUUCAGACAAUUACUAUAGAUGCUACUUCAUCCUCACAGCAUCCCGCUGACAGCGCUGCGUCACCCGUGUCCACACACCUUACGUUUCCCCAAACUGUAACCAAAACAACUUCAGACGUUUGCUCGUUGGUCACACAGAACACUGCUGUCAGGACUGCAUGUUACACUGCUAUCCCUAGCAACCAACCUCUUCUCAGGGCUGCAGGCAGCACUCAGACCACUUGGACAACGCUGCAGAUGGCAGGGAACACGGUCCAACCAGUCUGCCAAAGUCUGCCCUCUCCAGAGGUCAGCAACACCACACAGGCUGUCCAGCAGGUGACUGUCUGUCCAGUGGGCAGCAAAACCUCUGUUUGUCCCAUUCAGAUACAAAAGCAGUCGCACGUGCCUGUACAGCAAACUCCCAUUGCAGGUCACAUUCAGCCACAUCCUCUGAUAAAACCACCCCAUCUACAGCCUGCUGUGCAAAACCAGGCACAACCUCAACCUGUCUUAGCUCCUCAGCCUCAGUGUGCAGUUCUUCCACGGUCAGCCAUAAUACCGCAGCCAGCUGUGGUGGCCCACCCAGCUGUCAUGUCACAGUCCCAGCCUGCUGUACUUCAGUCAGCAUCAUUAGUCCCUCAUCCCCCAGCAGCCCUUAUCCCACAACCUCAGCCAGCUCUGGUACCUCAGCCGCAGGCUGCCAUGCUCCCCCUCCUUCAGACAAUGCAGGUGCUGCAGGUCAAUCCAGCUGCAGCAGUAGCUUCAGGUGUGACGGCACCUCAGAACACAAACAAUCCGAGUCUUGUAAUCCUGCAGCAGGCCAGCACCUGCCCUGCCCAGCCCGUUGUGAGGGAGGAAAUUACAAAUCAGACACCAUGUCAGCAUAUAGUCAUCAUUCAAGCACCCAGUCAAGCUGCAUCUGCUCCUCCAAAUCCUCAGGUCGGGAUUGUUCCUGCCGCUUCCACUCAAACACCUACUACAAGCAGUUCAGUGUCUGCCCCUCCUUCACAAAGUGUUGGAGGAAAGCAGCUGGUGCACAUUCUUCCUCGACCUGUCCAGUCUCAAGUAAACCAUCCUCGACAGGUCAGCCAAGCGUCCACUUCUUCACCAGUUCCUACAACGCCACAUACGAUCACUGUGAAUGGUCAGGUGUUUGCCCUGCAGCCCAUGAAGACCUCAGACAAAUCCAUCUCCCUGGGUGGCCAGAGUACCCUCCAGCUGGUCCAGCCCACCACAUCUGAGGAACCUACUACUAAUGUGGCCCUCAAUAGUUUAGGAGCCCUUAGUAGUUUAAACCAGAGCAUAUCUCAAGGCCUCCCUCUUUCUAGUCAGAGCAGUUGUCAGCCUUUUCCUACUCCGUUAUCAGCAGGACAGCAGCAACCUCCUGCUUCAGCACCCAACUCUGGAGUCACUCUUGUGCUACCUGCCCAACAGCUCCAGGUCCCUUGUGUGAACCCAGUCACCUCAGGGCAAGUGGUUAAUACCUCUAAGCCCUCAGGAAAGAAGCUAUGCACAGUUUUAAACACAAAGAGAGCAGCAGCUAAAAGGAGUAAACCUGCCAAGAAGAAGGAAAACUGCUCUGCACAGGUUGCUGCUGUUCCUGUCAAACCUGCUGAUGCAGGAGAGAGCCAGACAGUAAAAGUUACUUUAUCUCAAGUUUUACAAUCUUCACCUGCCAAAGUAACUAACGUUCUCCCAAUAUGCACUGCAACUUCCACAACUGCAGAAAGCGGCAAAGAUUUAGGUCGUGUUACCUCGGCACAGAACACCAAGCAGCUGAUUGUGUGCAGUUCAACUAGUAGCACCGCUGUCAGUUCAUCUCAAAGCGAGUCAAUUUCCGGUCAAACCACAGUUGGUAAUAUCACAACUGCAGCUACUGUCAAGCUAUCAAACAGCUCAGCUUUGGUAACAGAGAGUAAAUCAGCUUCAGUUUCUGAUAACAGCUCAACUGUAACCAAACCUUCAGUUCUAGAUGUUAAACUCACUACUGCUAGUACAAUAACUAACACACCACAAAGUAAGUUAGUUGUCACUGCUGCUGUUUCUAAACAAAGUAAACCCACUGCAGUUGCCACUGAGGCACAGUACACAUCUGCUGGAGAUUCUACUGCGUGUUUGGCUCAAGUCUGUGCCAGCAGUAGUACAACUACUGCACCUUCAUCUUUAAGCCAGAAUACCCAUGCUGUCUCACAGUGCCUUUCCCAGGAAUCUAAAAUUCAAGACCCACUGACUUGUAGUAAAUCAGAGUUUCAGCCUGGCACUUCGUCCUCCGUGCCCACAGCUGUGUCGCAGUCCUCACCUGCAGCAGUGCAUUCUGUUUCUCACAGCUCCGUCGCUGCCUCUGCAACAAGUUCAGAGUUUAAGAAAAAGACCAUUGCUCCGAGAGCACUGUCACAACAGACUGAGGUUCCUGUGCCCCAACCCUCUUCAUGCCAUCCUACAGAAGUGAAGCCACCACAGGCUGCAAAACCUGACAGUGAUGUUCAGGGGGAGAGGCGCCACACAUCAACAGAGAAAGAGAGCUUUGUUACGGUGACUUCUGAAGCUCCAUCAAGAAAAGAUUUUGCGUUACCUCAGCCGGUAUACACUAACCUAGAUGAUCAGUCUUUGGAGAACCCCAUGGCAUCCACCAGUCAGACUGAUUCUCCCACUUCUGCAGGGAAUGGGAACGGUAGAGGAUUCUCUGUGGCAUCAAUGCUUCCUCAGGGCCAGAGCAUCGUUACAUCAUCUGGCUCCUUUGGAACGUUUACGUUCACUUCUGAACAGGCAGAGAUGCUGGCCUUGGCCAUGCUAGAACAGGACAGUCCUGGAAGGAGGAGUGGGGGCUGCUCUGGGGACAACACUUCUUCAGCCAAUGCCAACACAGCCCCAUGGGGCUCCCCCAAACCCCCACUUGUGUCUACAAACAAAGACAGGAGCACAACUGGGCAGCAAGCUAAAAUGACCAAGCCCAUGGACCCAGGAACAGUUGCACAUGUUGAGAUGUCUGUCAGAGGACAGACUGGGGAGGGGUCUGUCAAUAGGCCAAAUGGAAGCAGACAUUCCCAAAAUAUUUCCUACUCACAGUCUCAGCCUCUUCCCCAGUCUCAGAGCUCAGCACAGAGUGGGACGGCAGCCAGCCUCAGUGUGAACAACCUGGUCAGACCCAGCUCCAGCCAUCAGCCCUAUCCAGCCUCCCCCAGUCUUGCUGCUCAACAGGGUUCUGUUUCCUCCCCGGUGGGCACCACGGUUCAUAUGUCCCAAGCCUCUAACAAGUCCCUUUCACCCUGUUCAGGUGCUGCCCAUGUAAUUGAAUACACCACCUUAAAGACUUCAUCAGUAAGGACUCAGCCUGGAAAUGCUGUGGGUGAGCGACAAGUGAAGAUCAUCUCUAAAAGGCAGGCCCAGGAAGAAGUCAUGCUAAACACAGGAAAACGACCCAAACCUUGUCUCCCCACAGUUAAUCCUGUUGGCCACAUGGAUGUCAAAGCACCAGAGCACAGUCAGAUGAUGGUGCCACUGCUGCCAUCCACCUCUUCAGCUGUCCUAACAAGGAUCAGUUCAGAAAGUGGUGGCCCUCUCUUCUCCACCAACUCCUUCAUGAGUCCAGCUGCACGUCCCAUCGAGGGCCACUGCCCUCCACAAGGACCUCCAGAGCAGAACCAGUCAGGGGUGCUUCCAAUACCCCAGGGUCAUUCACAACGUAUUGUAAGCCAACCUGGUCAGCAUCUGGGAGGGAACCUUUACAUGAAACAGCAGCAAGAACAACAAAGACAUCAUCUGUACCAUUUGCAGCACCACUUGACACAGACAGACCCUGCACAGCGCCAUUCACUACACCAGAGGGCGCUGCAGCAGCAGCAGCAAGAGCAGCAGCAUGUCCAGAAGAAACGAGGGAUUGUCAGAGGUGGUCAGACUGGCUCACCUGCUGGGCUGCAACAGAAGCAUCACCUGGAAAAGUCUGGACUGCAGCAGCAUUCACAUCAGCAACAGCAGCCUCAGCAUCAACAGCAAACCCAGCAGCAUCCGCAGCAGUCGCACCAACAAUCGCAACAGCAUCAACAACCGACGCUACACCAACCAUCUCAUCAGCAGCAGCACCAACAUCAACAGCCUCCCCCCCAGGCACAGCAUCAGCAGCAGCUACAGCAGCAGCAGGGUGCCCACUCCAGACACCCACAGCAUCUGCAGCAGCAGAUCCAGCAGCAGCAGCAGCACUUCAGGCAUCAAGAGAAAACUUGUGAAGCCCAAUCAGUGGGAUCCAGGUCCCACCACAGCAGCCACAUGGCCCAGCAGGACCACCUCAAGACUGGUCAGGACCAUAAUGCUAUGCAGAGGAUGAUGAGCUCCCGGAGCCUGGAGCAGCAGCUCAUCUCUCCUCCCAGUAACCCGGUGUCUCGUUCGUCUGAGCUGGCCUGCGCUCCUUCUCGUCAGGAACGUCACCGCAUUUCAGAUUACUCCGCCGAGGCGCUCCUCAGUAAGAGUUCCACUAGUGGCGAGCAGCAACAGCGCAUAGCUCUCCACCUUCAGCCUGGCCGUGGUGGCGCUCAGGAACAACCAGACCUCCGCGGUUACUUGGACACCUCCCGAGGAAAGGCCAGCAUUCCACACAACCCACAGAACCGCCUCCCACCUGAGCAUUCUUCUUCCAGUGAUGUUCAGCGAGGUUCAGAGUGUCAGCCCUUUAAGGCGAUGGGUGGUGGAGGGGGAACGCAUCAACUUGGUGGUUUUGAGGCUCAAGUCUCUCGUGGGAAUGAUAUGGCGUCCAAGUCGGUGCCUCCCUCCCAGAGGGGCCUCCAGGGGCAGCAGCAGGGAGGGUUCAGGAUGAGUGUUGGCCCCGUCGCAGAUGGAAGAAAUCGUGGAGGCUACAGUGGAGCUCAUCCUGGCCCUCAGGGUGUACAAGUUGGGUCCACGCUGCCUCGCGAACAAGAAGGUUGUCACCAGAGUUUCAUGCAGAGCCUCCUUUCACCCCACCUUUCUGAGCAGAGCAACCACCAGCGAGGGGUGCAGUGCUGCCCCCCAGUCAGCAUGGAGUACAGCUGUGUGCCUGGGAGCACCUCAGGAGACAUCCAAGCCAAGGCCUCCAGCCCGAGUGUGCCUCCGUCUCAGAAGGCCCCAGCUAUGAGACUGGCAGAGAGCAGCAAGGGCCACAUUCCUCAGGUCAGCAGUAAUAUGCACACUGGGGUUCGAGCGGGUCUCCCCCACCCUCCAACUCCACACAGCAGCUCAGAGCCGGGUCGCUCCUCAGCCCUCUCCAGACCACCUGCUGCUGUUAGCCAGCACUCUCGUCAUAUUCCGAGGGACACUCAGUCCGCCAAACUGAGGCCCAGUGACCGGCCUCGAUCAGGCGCUCUGAGAUCGACCAACCCCUUUGAGCCCGAGGGCCACCUGCCUCUGCCCUCUGCGGGGGGAGUGCUACUGAGUCGCCCGCAGUCCGGAGGAGAGACCAGACGCAGCACCAUUGUGCGCUUCAUGGGGGACAGCGCGCAGGUUCCCAGCGACAACAACCUAGUGUCUGAUCAGCACCUAACACAGAACUUUGGCUUUUCCUUUAUUUCAGAAGGAGGGAUGAAUCCUCCACCUCCUAUCAACGCAAACUCUACUUUCAUCCCUCCAGUCAGCCAACCCAGCACCUCCCGAACACCGUCCCUUCUCCCUGUGGAGCCCCAAAACACGUUACCCUCCUUUUAUCCUUCCUACUCCCCUGCUGCUCACCCCAGCCUUCCCAGUGACGUCACCCUCCAGUACUUUCCCAACCAAAUGUUUCCAAGUCCCAGUGCAGACAAAGGCAGCGCACCACCACUCAACAACCGAUUUGGCUCCAUCCUCUCCCCACCUCGACCUGUGGGCUUUGGCCAGGCCAGUUUCCCCUUGCUCCCAGACAUUCCCCCUAUGCCUUCAUCUGGAAUCACCCCUCACAUCUCAAACUUCAGCCUCACCUCGCUGUUCCCCGAGAUCGCCACCGGCAUGCCCUCCGACGGCUCGGCCAUGCCCAUGUCUCCCCUGUUGUCUCUUUCCAACCCAUCGGCCGACUCUGGCAAGCAGACGAAUCGUCCUGCCCACAACAUAAGCCACAUCCUGGGCCACGACGGCAGCUCGGCCGUGUGA
Nematolebias whitei (Rio pearlfish) is the source of this 6942-nucleotide messenger RNA. RefSeq names its product basic helix-loop-helix domain-containing protein USF3. Bases 100 to 6942 code for a protein of 2280 amino acids. Lineage: Eukaryota; Metazoa; Chordata; Actinopteri; Cyprinodontiformes; Rivulidae. The record is from RefSeq and is a predicted model, not a curated record. The transcript is spliced from 6 exons. Gene Ontology annotation, molecular function: protein dimerization activity.